Eruca vesicaria subsp. sativa (arugula) is the source of this 489-nucleotide messenger RNA. The record is from the annotation of a GenBank genome assembly. NCBI's taxonomy places the organism in Eukaryota, Viridiplantae, Streptophyta, Magnoliopsida, Brassicales, Brassicaceae.
AUGACGUCAGCAAGAACAAGAACAAGAAGAUGGAAGUGUGGCGACGGGAAGCCGCACGUGGCGACUGAUGGAAGUGUGGUUUGUUAUGACUCAGAGGGAGGUAAGUGGGAUGUGGGGAAAACGAAGAUGGGUUCUUGUUGGUUUUUGGAUUCUUAUUGCGGGGUUGAGAAUGUUUUGUACUCUGUUUAUAAUGGGAAGUUUAGAUGGUAUGAUGGUGAGGUGAAUGUUUGGAGAGGUGUUGAGGGUUUGGUCGGAAUGCCUAAGUUUUUGCCUGGUGUUUCGGUUAGAUUGUGUGAUUAUGGUUGUAAGAUGAUUGUCGUGUGGGAUGAGAACAUGCUGUCUAGUGGCGAGAGGAAGAUUUGGUGUGCUGAGAUUGAGCUUGAAAGGCGUGGAGAUUCGGAAAUUUGGGGAGAAGUUGAGUGGAUUGAUCAUGUGCUUACAGUUCCUAUAGGCUAUUAUAUUGUCAAGGCUCUUGCUGUUACCGUUUGA